This is a messenger RNA of Ascochyta rabiei, 588 nucleotides long. RefSeq lists its product as uncharacterized. The transcript has 3 exons. Lineage: Eukaryota; Fungi; Ascomycota; Dothideomycetes; Pleosporales; Didymellaceae. Gene Ontology annotation, biological process: mitochondrial respiratory chain complex IV assembly. Gene Ontology annotation, cellular component: mitochondrial intermembrane space; mitochondrion; respiratory chain complex IV. The record is from RefSeq and is a predicted model, not a curated record. The coding region runs from base 1 to 588 and encodes 195 amino acids.
AUGUUGCCUGUUGCCUCGGCGCACCGUCUCCGACCGAGCGUCAUACCGGUCCCUAGCUCCCGGGGCUGCCAAGCAUCAACUGAUUUCCGUUGCGCCAGCAUUCACCACCAGCCUCUAAUACUGCACGGCGUCUUGACAAGCCCAGCUGCUUUUGAACCUCCAGCCCUAGAGCUGCCUCCACUUCUCCCGCCUCUCCGCGAAUCAAUCACACACACCACCAUGGCCUGGCUACCGUGGAGCUCCGGCUCCUCAGACGAAGGCGGCGUGAAGAAGACAGCUGGCGGCGCAUUUGAGAGCCCAUCGCGGACCAACCGAAAGAAGUGCUACGAAGCGCGAGACACCUUCUUCGAAUGCCUCGACAAGAACAACAUCCUCGACAGCAUAAACACAAAGUCCGGGAGAGAAAAGGCAGAGACCUUUUGCUCGCAGUUCGACAAGGAGUUUGAGAAGAACUGCGCACACAGCUGGGUCGAAUACUUCAAGAAACAACGCGUUGUCAACUACCAAAAGGAACAGACAAUCAAGAGACUAGAGUCGCAGGGCGGUGAGAUCACAGCGCCCCAACUUCCUCUGCCAGGCCAGAAGUAG